Molecule: messenger RNA, 3777 nt
Organism: Chionomys nivalis (European snow vole)
Lineage: Eukaryota; Metazoa; Chordata; Mammalia; Rodentia; Cricetidae
Gene: Zkscan5
Product: zinc finger with KRAB and SCAN domains 5
Exons: 6
Coding region: 733-3216 (827 amino acids)
Biological process (GO): regulation of transcription by RNA polymerase II
Cellular component (GO): nucleus
Molecular function (GO): RNA polymerase II cis-regulatory region sequence-specific DNA binding; DNA-binding transcription factor activity, RNA polymerase II-specific
Source: RefSeq, a predicted model, not a curated record
GUUGGAAAGUGUCGGACGCGGUUCUCCCUUGGCUUGUGAGAACUCCAUCUUCCAAGCCUGGGCUGCGGGGAGUUUGCUCUUUGGGUUCCCGGGACUUAGGGACUGGAGAGGAGCGAGUAGGGCAUUGUGUCCACACUGGGGUCCUGUCCCUAACCUUGACCCGUCCGGUCUCUGUCUCAGGGGUCAGGAGCUAGUCUGAGGAAUCCAGAUCCAAAUUUCUGUCUACGACCGUGCUUUCUCCUAGAACUAAUGAAGUCUUCCGUUUACCUAUCAAGCCCUUAUGGCUUGAAAGCCAGGACCAGAUAUGACCAUUUUAAUGGGUUUCACUCCUAUUCCGACUUAGGUUUGGCUUAUGAUAGAGAGAAGAAACGACUCUGUCUGGAAUAAUCUAGUCCUGUUAUUAAUAUGAGAUGUGUACUUUCUCAUUUCUAAAAUUGUGUUUUACGUUGGGCUUGACGUCACUUUUUCGUGGCCGUUUAUUUGCGUUUUUAAAAUCUGACGUAGUUACUAUUAGUAAUUUUGUUGGUAAAGUGAUAACUGACUUGUAGUCGGUAUCUUUAAGUGAAUGACUUUGAGUGGUUUUCUUUAGUAUAGAUGACGUCUUUGCCACCUCUCUUGGCUAAUAAUAAUUCCCGACAUACCGGUAAGGUUGACUGCAAAAAGUGCCCCUCAGAAGAGCAGAGAACGAAUUGGGUCAGUGUAACGGGCAGCCUCUAGAGACUCUGAGUUGGAAUGAUAAUGACAGAAUCCAAGAAAGUUACACACUUAGAGCCUCCAGCUGAGACUUCUUCGCAAGAGCAAGCUGAUCUUCUCAUAGUGAAAGUGGAAGAAGAGGACUGCACCUGGAUGCAGGCAUACAACCGGCCAGUGUUUGAGACUUUUUACCAGCGCUUCAAGCACUUCCAGUACCAUGAGGCAACAGGACCUCGGGAUGCUCUCAGCCAGCUCCGGGUACUCUGCUGUGAGUGGCUGAGGCCGGAACUGCACACCAAGGAACAGAUCCUGGAGCUGCUAGUGCUGGAGCAGUUCCUCACCAUCCUGCCUGAAGAGUUCCAGGCCUGGGUGAGAGAACAUCACCCCGAGAGCGGAGAAGAAGCCGUGGCUGUGAUCGAGAGUAUCCAGAAAGAGCUAGAGGAGCGCCGGCAACAGAUUGUCACAUGUCCUGAAGUGCUUUCUCAGAAGAUGGUACCACCCGGAGCCACGCAGGAGCCCUUCAGUCACCGGUUUCUGCCUGUAGAGGGCCAGUCUGAUCAAGAGUCACAGAAUCUUCUGGAGGAAAACGCCCGUCCUGUUCUCCAGGUUCCUUCUGUUCCCCCGAAGGACAGCCAGGAGCUGACAGCCUCGCUUCUCUCAGCUGGGUCCCAGAAGUUGGUGAAAAUCGAAGAUGUGGCUGAUGUGGCUGUGUCCUUCAUCCUGGAGGAAUGGGGACAUUUGGACCAGUCCCAGAAGUCUCUUAGUAGGGAUGACAGAAAGGAGAAUUGUGAGCAUAUCACUCCUGUGGAUUCUGAGUCCAGGGAGGGCAGCGUAGAGCUUGUGGCACGGCAGAUCUCUGGUGGCGCUGACUCACACAGGGUGGCAGCAGGAAGCACAGAGAGCAAUGGCGCUCAGAGUCAAGAGCUUGCAGAAGUUAGCGACCUAAAGAACAUGGUGCAGAGGUGGCAGGUGAACCCCACUGUGGGGAAGUCAAGGCAGAAAAGAGCUCUGAACUCAGGCCCAGAUGGCAGCCGUAAGCAGAAAUCCAACGGUGAGCGAGGUCACAGAUGCGCUGACUGUGGGAAGUUUUUCCUCCAAGCCUCAAACUUCAUUCAGCAUCGCAGAAUCCACACAGGAGAGAAACCAUUUAAGUGCGGGGAAUGUGGGAAAAGCUACAAUCAGCGGGUGCACCUCACUCAGCACCAGCGAGUCCACACUGGCGAGAAGCCCUACAAGUGCCAGGUGUGCGGGAAAGCCUUCCGCGUGAGCUCCCACCUGGUGCAGCACCACAGCGUUCACAGUGGGGAGAGGCCCUAUGGCUGUAACGAGUGCGGGAAGAGCUUCGGCCGCCACUCGCACCUGAUCGAGCACCUGAAACGCCACUUCAGAGAGAAAUCCCAAAGAUGUAGUGACAAAAGAAGUAAGAACACUGAAGUGAACGUUAAGAAACUUCCAGAAUUUUCAGAAGGAGACGUGGAACUAUCAGAAGAAAUCCAAAGUAAUGCUUCUCAGGUUGAAGGUUAUAAUGAAGGCUAUGAACACCAAGAUAGAGCAGGUAGACAGCAGGGAAUUGUGAAAGAGAUCCCGGGACAGCCUCCUUCAAAGAGGAUGAAUUGCAGUGAAUUCAGCUCCGUCCACAAAAAGUCUUCUCCGGGAGAGCGGCCGCAUAAGUGUGACGAAUGUGGAAAAAGCUUCAUUCAGAGUGCACACCUUAUUCAGCAUCGCCGCAUCCAUACUGGGGAGAAACCAUUUCGGUGUGAGGAAUGUGGGAAAAGCUACAAUCAGCGUGUCCACCUCACUCAGCAUCACCGAGUUCACACUGGUGAAAAGCCCUACACCUGUCAUUUAUGUGGGAAAGCCUUCCGAGUGAGGUCCCAUCUCGUCCAGCACCAGAGUGUGCACAGCAGGGAGAGGCCCUUCAAAUGUAAUGAGUGUGGGAAGGGAUUUGGGAGGCGUUCACAUCUGGCCGGCCACCUCCGACUCCACUCUAGAGAGAAGUCCCACCAGUGCCAUGAGUGUGGAGAAAUCUUCUUCCAGUAUGUCAGCCUCCUUGAACACCAAGUGCUCCACAUGGGCCAGAAAGGUGAGAAGAAUGGCGUCUGUGAAGAAGCCUACAGCUGGAACUUGACCGUGAUAGAAGACAAGAAGCUGGAGUUAGAGGAGCAGCCGUACCAGUGUGAUACCUGCGGGAAAGCCUUUAGUUACAGUUCCGACCUUAUUCAGCACUACAGAACUCACAAUGCUGAGAAACCCCAGAAAUGUGACGCAUGCAGAGACAGUGCCUGCCAGUGUUCCCACACAAAGCAACAUCCGAAAAUCUGCCCCGGCGGGAAGUCCCACCAGUGCAAUGAGUGUGGGCGGGGCUUCAGUCUGAAGUCUCAUCUCAGUCAACACCAGAGAAUGCACACUGGGGAGAAGCCCUUCCAGUGCAAAGAAUGUGGAAUGAGUUUCAGUUGGAGCUGUAGCCUCUUUAAACAUCUGCGAAGCCAUGAGAGGACAGAUUCCCAAACACCUGAAGCAUGAAGGAGCCUGUUUCUGUUGGGAAACAGCCUGGUUUUAGAGCAUUCCAUGGCUGACAUAAUGUAAUGACAAGAAUUUUUCCAUCUUAACCAUCAAACCUACAGGCAAGGGGGAACCCUGCAGGUAGAACUUAGCUUUCAGGGACACUGUCGCCUCCAUGGAGUGUUCUGGUUAGCAUCUUCAUGCUUGGAAAUCUAGAUGAAAAGAGACCCUCUGGCUAGGUAUGGUGGUGCUCGCCUGUAAGCCUUGGGAGGCAGAGGCAGGCAAAUAUUUGGUUUAUAUAGCAAGUUCCACACCAGCCAGAGCUAUACAGUGAGACCCCUGAGUGAGAGAGACAGACAGACAGACAGACACCUCUGGGUACUGUAGAUGAAGGGAAGUCUUGACAUUGUCUCUUUGAAGCUCAGAAAAUAACAAAGAAGCCUCAUGAAUGCAGUAGGAAUUAGCCUGUAGUUGCCACCACAACAGCACAGCUGUUCAGAGAAUCAUGCAUUGACAGGAACUGUGGCAUGAUGCCCAUCUUCCAGAAACGGCUAUCCCAACCACCCCAGUCAUUGUUCCCAU